This is a messenger RNA of Carassius carassius (crucian carp), 1232 nucleotides long. Its product is annotated as G-protein coupled receptor 55-like. The transcript has 3 exons. Lineage: Eukaryota; Metazoa; Chordata; Actinopteri; Cypriniformes; Cyprinidae. Gene Ontology annotation, molecular function: G protein-coupled receptor activity. The record is from RefSeq and is a predicted model, not a curated record. Gene Ontology annotation, biological process: phospholipase C-activating G protein-coupled receptor signaling pathway; positive regulation of Rho protein signal transduction. Gene Ontology annotation, cellular component: membrane. The coding region runs from base 211 to 1140 and encodes 309 amino acids.
CCAAAGGCAUGUUUCUGUUAGCAAGGAUGUGGUCACAGGCAAAACCUCUGAAAACAGAAGUACGACUAUCUACAGUUUUCUUCAUUAAAAGGAAAGUAUCUCUUAUGAGACAAUUGUCAUCCUGAUUUACUUCAUGAGUGUAUGUACCACGGAAGACUACCACCAUCAUUUUCAUAAAUUAUACUUUGAAGUGAUCAGCGAAGUUUCACUAUGACGAACUGCUCAACUAAAGAAGUGGACACUUUAACGAAGAAGCUGGACUUGAUCAUUUACGUGCCCGUCUUGGUGUUCGGCUUGGCAUUAAACAUUGCAGCACUGUUGGUGUUCUGUCGGCUGCUCAGAAAAUGGACAGAGUCCUCCAUCUACAUGACCAACCUGGCUCUGAUGGACCUUCUGUUGCUGCUGCAGCUGCCCUUCAAAAUGCACGCAGCACACCACGAGUGGGCAGAAGACAAGAAAAUACUUUGCUCCUUCCUGGAAAGUCUUUACUUUGUUGCUAUGUAUGGUAGCAUCUACACAAUUGUGUGCAUAGCCAUAGACCGAUACAUUGCAAUAAACCACCCAUUUCGAGCCAAGCAGAUGCGUUCGAAAAAAAACGCCUUGAUUGUUUGCAUUUCCAUCUGGGUGUUCGUUACGGCAGCGACUUCACCCAUCUACACCUUCCGGGAAUGGGAGAGAACGGGGGAGCAUUUCAAAUGUUUCCAUGGCUUCUCUAAGAAGGGUUGGAGCACUGCAAUAAUUGUGUGCCUGGAGGUCUUUGGUUUCCUGUUACCUGCUGCGGUACUGGUGGUGUGUUCCAUUCAGAGCGUCCGUACUCUCAAAGCCUCAAAGAACAGUGACCACAAGAGGCAAGCAGGUGUGAGAAUCAUCUACAGCAGCCUAGCGGCCUUCCUAGUGCCCUUCACCCCCUGUCACGUGGCCAUAUUGCUGCAGUAUCUUGUCCGUAAUGAAAUCAUUUUAGACUGCAAACAGCAAAAGAACAUCGCCCUGUUUAUACAGGUGUCGAUAAACAUUGCAAACGUGACCUGUUGCUUGGAUGCACUGUGUUAUUAUUUCAUUGCAAAGGAAGUACGAUCCACCAAGGACACGCUUAGACUGUCCAUCAGCAGAGCAAGAACCACCAGCUCCUCAGAUGUUUGAGAGGGCGAAUUAAGUUUAUUAGACUUUCACAAUGUGUGUUAAUGGCUUUCAAGUGGAAGCAAAGUUGUGGUCACACUAUUGAAAUAUUAACA